UGAAGUUUAGUUAAUCGUCUCCUGCCAAUUAACGCAUGAGUCUCGGCAAUAAAUAAAAGUUUGCUACACUUUUCAGGCUAAGGACGGUCGCGCGCGAACGUCACGACUCGUGGCGAUUUGGGUCACCGCUGUGUCGAAGGAUUCAAUUAAAUUACACACUACCUUACAGAGCUCCGAAUGUCCGAGCAACAGGUAAAUAAUACUAAGCUUACCGCCUCUAACUGUCAAAUUUCUUUUUGCAAUUGCUGAAACUGCCGUCGUUGAAUAUUUGAAACAAAAAAAAAACAAGUUUUAAGCAUUCGCACGAUAUUACGCAAUGUUUGCUAAAUGUGUUUGAAACAUGAAACUAAGUUGAGCGUGAUUAGAGAAAGUGUAUGCUAAUUAAUAGUGCAAAGUAUUGAUCAAUUGUUUCAACGUGAUUCUAAAUAUAAAAUUCCGUUGGGAAGACAAAGUUCGCGCGCAAUACGGGCGCAGGCAGGUAGUGUGGGCGCGCGGUCGAGGCGCGGCGGGCGGGCGGCGGCGGCAUAUCGAUUCCGCAGCGGCUUCAGUCGGCGUCCGUCGAGCGCCGCGCUGCGCCGAGCCGCCGGCGAGCGGGCGUCGCCCCUCCCUCGGCCCGCACCCUGCCCCCUCCGCCCUCGUCCACCGAAUCUCUCGUCGCCCGUCGCCGGCAAACUCGAACGACCUCUUUCCGCUAACUAACGUCGCACCGCGCCCGCCAGCCGCCGCGGAACUACGCUCGAUCGCUAAGCGACUGACUUUUCCAACUAUAAAAAUAACUUGAUUUCGCAUCGUAAAAAGAUAAACAUUGACUCGAUAGUAUCCUAGCAACGUCGGGACGAUGUUUGAGAGUGCGUUGUUAUGGCGUAGGAUCUAAGAUCUACGUGGUCGGUAGUUCUGUGGUAGUGCGAGUGAUGUGGUGUGCGCGGCGGCGAGCAUGGUCGGCGCGGGGUGCGCGCGCGCCGGGCGGCGCGUAGGAUGGACUGCUGUAACUACGAGUACCGCGCGGGCGGGGGUUACGCCCCGCCCGGCUGGGAGGGCUACGCGCCGUACGCGCCGCUGUACGCGCCGUACGCGCACGGCUACUACGCGCACGCGCAUCAUGACCCCUACGCACGCUACUACCGCUACGACUACCCGCACCACGCACACCAUAAUGAUCAUGUCUCCCCGAUGGACUACGGCGCUUACGCGACGAAAGAAGCGCGCGUGCGACGCGCGCUGGCGCGGCGAGAUGCGCGCGCGCUACCGGCGCAACACCUGCCUCUCACGCCUACGCCUCCUUUAGAACACGGGCUGAACAAUCGGGGCUCUUCCUACUGUGAACCGCAAAUGUGGUCACAUUAUCAGAUGGGAGCGAUGAGUGGCGGCUGGAGUGGUAGCGGGCCGGGCGGGACGUGGGCAGCGCGAGGCACGUGCGCCCGCGACCUUCCACGCUACCCGCCUGACUGCCGGCCGCUCAAGGGACCCCAGCUGCAUCUCCAAAAUCAAAUGUGCGCUUCCGAAGGGCGAUCGACGCCUUACCCAGUGUAUGAAGACUCUCCGUACAGCGGUCAGAAUGGGCGCAAGCCGAGUCCUGCGCCGCGCUCCGGCCCGGCCGCGGAGCGCGCCCGCGAGCGCCUCUCCGCCGAGCCCAGGCGGUCACCUCCGCCUGAGCCUAGGCCGCCCGUAGUGCCUCUACCCGCUUUCCAGCAGGCCUUCGGCUCCACCGAAAUCGGAAAGUUUGCGGAGGCAUUCAGCCGCACGGAGGUCGCACUCGAGGACGCCUCGGAGAGCUUUGGCUACGAGUCCUUCCCCGAGUGGGACGCGCCCGAGCCGCAGUGGUCUUCCCAACCUUCCGCGCGAGAGGUCAAAUGCGAAGACACCUUUUGAGCUGUCUUCGCUCUAGUGCUAAUUAUCGGCGUAAGCCGACUAGUUAAUUAGACAAUGUUUAGUUCCACCACCUUGUUGCCAAAAUGAUUAGCGAUGGAGUUCGAUAUCUUAGAACUUUAGGAUGUGAUACCAAAUUUACAAAUGUGUACGAAUAAUGAAUCGGCCGGUAAAAUAGUGGUGUGUCGUUUAAUUUAUAUGAAGUAGCAUUAUGUUAUUGUUCCCUUUGACUAGUUUUAGACUCACCUCAAUGAGAUGAACAAAGUAACUUACUGACAAAGGGAUAUAGGAAUUAAGGUACUGCAAUGCAUAGUAGAACAAAUAAAUCAUGACUAAAUGUGCCUUUAUUCGGAGAGCCCGGCCCUAGCGCGCCCCUGCCCCCGCCCACUGCCCGCAGCGCGCCGGCGUGGAUGACGUCAUACAAUAGCAAUUAUUGGGACCAACGUUUAGACAAAUAUACACCACCCAGUCGCAUACACGACCGAUGCACACAUGCACUCUUCAGCAACGUUGUUCUUUACGCAGCAGGAACAUUACAACAACAGUUAGGUUAGACAAUGAUCAUCUCUGUAUAUCUACAAUCCUACUAGCUUUUGCCCGCGACUUCGUCAGCGUGGAAUUAGUGACAGCAGCUAAAGUGAGUGUAGCGCCUGGAUAAAGUCUAAUGGCAAUCAUUCAAUUUUGAGCAUAUGCUUAGUUGCUUACGUCAACUAACAGGCAGCUCAUUAAUUAUCUUAAUUCCACCCCCGUUUCACCCUCUUUAGGGAUGAUUUCCGACAUAAAAACUAUCCUAUGUCCUUCUCCGGGACUCAAACUAUCUCUAUGCCAGAUUUCAACUAAAUCGGUUCAGCGGUUUAAGCGUGAAGAGGUAACAUACAGACAGACAGACAAACAGACAGAUAGACAGUCAGACUUUCGCAUUUAUAAUAUUAGUAUGGAUUAGUAUGGAUAGAAUUACUUACAGGAAAUAAAAGACGACGAAACAAUUAUAAGACAUUCAAGAUGACAACAUAUUUUGAUAUGGCGUAGAAAAUGAUAUUGAAACUGUGUCGUCAAAAAAAAAAACGUUUCAGAUAUUCGUUCUGGGCAAAUCGAAUGGAAGGGGGGCUAGGGAGAUGCCGCGCGAGACUAUAAUAAACAUUCGAAAUUAUUCAGGAAAAAUAUAAACAAGUCAUGUAUGUACGUAGGUAUAUUUAGGUAGUUAAAUUUGAUAAAAUUUUUGAAGAGAUUACACACUUAUGAAUAAAAUGGCUUUUUAAUUAAACGAUUAGGGGUCCAACAACUUUCAUGUAAAGUUUCUGUAAUCAUUGUGCUAAUUUCGUUAAAAUCAUCUGUUUCGAGUCCAACGUUGACUUGGCACAAAUUAUUUGUGUUAGAGAAAUGGAUCUUCACUGUCAGACCGAAUUUUUAUUUGGAAUGAUUCCAAUAAUUAAUUAGUUAUUGAGUAUGUUUAACUCUCUGUGAUAUAUUAAUUUUGUUAUGUUACUUCUAAAUUGUACGUGUUUACUGUUCAAUUGUAUUUGUAGAUUUUGUAGCUCUUUUAUUAUUUGGUACGGAUUUGUUAGUUCAUUCGCACAUUUAAUUGAAAUGUUAGUAAACUUUUGAAGAAAGUUUUGUAACCGUAUUAUGAUUAAGUCGUUAUUUCGUUACUUAAAACUUCUGAAGUUGUUGAUUUCCAAGUAGGUAUGUGCCACGUGUUGGAUAGAUUGAUCUUGUUCUUUGUAAACUUUAUAACCGCUACCGAAUCGUGGUUUCUUCGCCUUUAUUUUUCAUCAUUCCUAAGUUUAGUUAUUUAUUUAUGAGUAUUUCACAACGAAUGAAAAUUCGGCGUUUUGAUAAACCACUAAUAUCAGAGGGUAUUGCAAGAAAAAAGUGUAGGUUUGAAUUGCAAUGACAGAAUCCCAUACAAAAGGCAGUAGCAAGUAAAGAGUGGCGACGCGCGCCGCGCGCCGCCGGCAACCACCUUCUUCCUGUGGUCUUCGUGUAAUAGUUAAACAAAUCUUCGUGUACCAGUAUUUUUGAUCUCUUUCGACAAAAAACAGCAAAAUUAAUGGAGUGCCUUACCUAUUUAAAUAUGAUAUGAAAUUAGGAUGGAUGAAUUUUAUUCUAGCAUAAUUUGAUGAAACACCAUAAUAUAAUAGCAUAAUAAAACUUCCUUGAAACCGAGUAGGUAUUUCUUUAAAUAGUAGAUAAUAUAUUGUAAUGAAUUUAAUAAAAGUUAUUUAAUAAUUAUACAUAUAAUUAAUAACAUAAAUCUAAAAUAAUUAUGGUGUGCACUAUUAUUUGAAAGAAAAUAUAUUUACGAAAUCAAUUUGUUAUUUUGUAGAAACGUAAGUAGUCUCUACUAAUGUUUGGUUGCGUAUUUAAUGCUAAUAGCCUAUACCUUCCAUUUAUUUCCACUUUCUUAAGAACCGUCUUUAUUAAAUUAUAAGCAUUGAUUAUAGAAAUGUCUAACUAAAUUGCAUGUGAGAAAACUGUAAGAACCUUCAUUAUUGCACUUUAGGAAAUCUACGAGGCUUGUCUUUUAUAUUUUAAUUUUCAUAAAAUUCACAAUAGAACAAAUAGGUAGCAAGACAAAUUACUUUCUUUGCGUGAAACCAAGUGGCAGUUUGGCGCUAGAUACUAUGUCUCCAGUAGACAAAUACUUAUGACAUGACCAUUAAGGGACAAUUUUUCUUUAAGCUUUCAGCUGCGUAAGGCGUAAAGUUGUACUUUCGAUUUAUUUAAGCCUUAACACUUUUAAUCUCAAGUCUGUUUAGUGAAUGCUUGAUAAAAUAUUAAUGCAAAUCUGGUAGAAAAAUGCUCCUGUUACUUUGAACUCUUUAAAAUAAAGUUUAUUAAAUCUAAAUGUAGCCUGUGCCACAUGAUGUGUAUAUACAAUAUACAUUUCCCUAGAUAGUCCUAUUGUUAUAUGUUUAUAUUAGGAAAGUCAUUUUUACUAUAGCGAAUGUAAAGAACUUAUUGAAAUUAGGUGUUCCACAAAAGAGCUUCCUGAUUGAUUACUCCAUGAUUUGUCUACCAUCAGAGUUAGUUGUGUUGUUCCCAAAUAGUAUUGUAAUAUAAUGUAUCUUUAUUAUAAAAAUACCAUAUUUGCCGGAGCUCAUUAAUGAGCAUAUAUAAAAAAAACCGGCCAAGUGCGAGUCGGACUUGCGCCGCACUUCGGUUCCGAAUCAUUGCGCAAAAAAGGCAAAAAAAUCACGUUUGUUGUAUGGGAGGCCCGCUUUAAUAUUUAUUUUAUUAUAUUUUUAGUAUUUGUUGUCAUAGCGGCAACAGAAAUACAUCAUCUGUGAAAAUUUCAACUGUCUAGCUAUCACGGUUCAUGGGAUACAGCCUGGUGACAGACGGACAGACGGACGGACGGUAGAGUCUUAGUAAUAGGGUCCCGUUUUUACCCUUUGGGUACGGAACCCGAAAAAGUUGUUUACAAUAUCUUUAUCACUUUUUUAUAUUUUCGUAAUUACGAAGAACCUCAAAAUGUAUAAUUUUAAUGAAAAAAUUGGCACCAAAAAGGUGUUUUAUUAAAAGUUUUAAGAAAGUCUUAAUUUUGUGCAAACUUAGUUCAAAUAUGCUCUAAUGUGGUCAUAUCAUUGAUAAAAGGGUUUUUUUCGGAAUAGCUUGUGGUUACCAUUUUUGUAAAUUUCCAAAUAAAUUCUUACUAAAUACCUAUAUGAAAUUAAAUCCUACUUUGACCUGAAAUCAGAUAUAAACAAUAUUAUGAUGAUAGAUAAAUUUUGCUCAAACUUGAAACUACAGAACUAAAUAAAUUUAAAAAUAUAAUCUUAAGGCUUAUUCUAAUUCUAAUAACAGAUGAUGAAUUUGAUCUGGAUUUCUUAUGGCUAAUGUCAGUAUCGAAAGUGACAUUUCUGGUUAUUAAGAUCAGAAUAAGCCUCCUUAUCACUUGUCUACGGUAAGGUUAAGGCAGGUGUCAUGUUAUUUGCCAAUUUUAAUGCGUACUAAAUAUGAGAACUAAGUAAUUAUUUGUUUGCAUUGAGUCCACGAUUGGUCAACACAAUUUUGUCGUUUAGUCGUAGGCUAGUUCAGGUUUAGAUUCAGGUUGGUCUUAACGGACCCACUGAUUAUCAGUCCGCCGGACGAUAACAGCCUGUCAGUUAAAACAAAAAUUUGACAGUUCCGAACAGCUGACAGGCCGAUAUCGUCCGGCGGACUGGUAAUCAGUGGGCUCCUUUAUCGAGCGUAGGUUUACAAAAUAUCAAUGCCUAUGCUAGGCAAUUGAGCACACAUUCAAAAUUAACGUAAUUCUAAAUUUAGUGCUUUGAACUUAGAGCCUUCUUCAAAUAUAACGCUGAAUUCAGACAAAAUAUGGAAAGAAAACACUAUAAGAAGAUCUAUAUUUAUAGAUCUUUUUUUUAGAGAAUUUUCUCUGGAACACAUGAUUCAAAUUGUCUUGUUUAGGCAUAGAGGAUAACGAAACGGAGACGCUUCGUCUGUAAUUUUCUGUACAAAAAAGUUUGCCGAUUUUUGCGGGGGAGGGGAACGUCAAAUGUAUACGUAACGUAAACAUAGCCACGUCAGAUAAACGUGUAUUGUGUAUGACCAUUGGCCGACUAUUUUCGACAGAGGGGGAACGCCUGUUAAUAUCUACUCCGUUUGGUUAUAUCCUCUAUGUGUUUAGGUAUAUUAGGAAAUCCUAUUUAUUGCUAUAGGCAUGAUUUAUAAAUGAGUCGGUGCAAUCAAAAGAUCGGUGAAAUGUAAAAUUUCAACGAUCACGUGAAACAAUAUGUAGUAGAGCGAAGGUAAAACUGCUCUUUACAAUAAACUUGAUUAUUAUUUAAAUAUUUGGCCAGUAAAAAACCUAAAAUUGUUGUCACAGUGAAGUACUGAAAAAGAUUUUUGUAAGCUAGUUAUAAUUAUCACGUACCUUGUAAAUACUUAUUAUAUUUUAAAUGUUUCACUCAUAUCAUUCUAGAGAAACAGAUUUAUUAGAGAAUUGUAAGGUUUUAAAUUCAUGACACUGAUAUGUUUGAUUUAUAAAAGUGGAUUUACUAUUUAAUAAACAUAUUGUACCUACAUGA
This is a messenger RNA of Cydia strobilella, 6899 nucleotides long. RefSeq lists its product as uncharacterized. Lineage: Eukaryota; Metazoa; Arthropoda; Insecta; Lepidoptera; Tortricidae. The coding region runs from base 976 to 1869 and encodes 297 amino acids. The transcript has 5 exons. The record is from RefSeq and is a predicted model, not a curated record.